Quercus lobata is the source of this 1013-nucleotide messenger RNA. Its product is annotated as actin-depolymerizing factor. Gene Ontology annotation, molecular function: actin binding. The record is from RefSeq and is a predicted model, not a curated record. Gene Ontology annotation, biological process: actin filament depolymerization. Lineage: Eukaryota; Viridiplantae; Streptophyta; Magnoliopsida; Fagales; Fagaceae. Gene Ontology annotation, cellular component: actin cytoskeleton. The transcript has 3 exons. Bases 187 to 627 code for a protein of 146 amino acids.
UUCCCAUCUCUUUCUUAUAAAAAGACUUUUUGCCUUUUCCUUUCCUUGUCCUUCCAAAACUCUUUCAUCCGGGGGGGUAUACGUGCUAUAAGGGUAUACCCAUCGGCUUUAGCUUCCUCUCUUCUUCUUCUUCUUCUUCUUCUUCUUCCAUAGUAUUAUUAUUAUUAUUAUACUUUCUUUGUUACCAUGUCUUACAGAUGGCUCAGCAGGCCAAAUGCUUCGUCCGGCAUGGGCGUUGCUGAUCACACCAAAAACACGUUUUUGGAAUUGAAGAGGAAGAAGGUUCACCGUUAUGUGAUUUUCAAGGUUGAUGAGGGUAAAAAGGAGGUAGUGGUUGAGAAGACCGGUGGUCCAGCUGAGAGCUAUGAUGAUUUCACUGCAGCUUUGCCUGAGAAUGAUUGCCGAUAUGCUGUAUAUGACUAUGAUUUUGUGACUUCUGAUAACUGUCAAAAGAGCAAGAUAUUUUUCAUUGCAUGGGCUCCAUCAUCCUCUCGAAUCCGUGCCAAGAUGCUCUAUGCUACAUCUAGAGACAGGUUUAGACGGGAGCUGGAUGGUGUCCACUAUGAGAUUCAGGCUACUGACCCCACAGAGAUGGAUCUUGAAGUGAUCAAAGACCGAGCACACUGAAUAAUCUCUGCAGUUAUUGAGUUUUGUUCAGUGGGGAAAAGAUCUGAUAUCACUAUGCCAACUUAUGAAUUAGUUAUCCCUGUGCAGAACCCAUUUUAGAAACAAGAUAGUAUUGCAUGAUCCGUGAAUAAACUAACAUCUGGGAGGCUCAAGGUUUAGGCUAAUAUUUUCUGGAAACUGAGAGUGUCAAUUUCCUUAUUGAUUACUGCUUCUCAGGUGAAGAUGGCUUUGUUAAAGGGUAUCUAGAAACUCUAAAUGUAAGUCAUUAUAUUGAUUUCAUCUUUAAAGGAUUGUCCUGUAAAAGGAUAUUUACAAACUCUUGUUGUAUAUCAUCUUAUAAAUUUGGUUUCAGGGGAUGCAUUUGAUACUGCCAAGUGCUGUUACUU